Molecule: messenger RNA, 2316 nt
Organism: Physella acuta
Lineage: Eukaryota; Metazoa; Mollusca; Gastropoda; Physidae
Molecular function (GO): protein binding
Source: RefSeq, a predicted model, not a curated record
UCUACUGACAUUAUCCGCCAGUGUCAGGGUGCCGAGUCCCCCUAUAUAAGUUCUUGUCUGUGAGAGUUCUGUAGACCAGCCGCUGUCUAAAGGACUUUUCUCACCAGACGACAACAAGAGUUACUCCAUUUCCUUUCUGUUUACUACAAGCACGCAUUUUUCUUUAACCAAAACUGAACAUUGACUUAGUAAAGAUCAAAAGUGAACGUUGACUUAAAGAGACCUAAACUGAACAUUGACUUGAUAAAGAUAAAAACUGAACAUUGACUUGAUAGAAAAGUUGCCAGUAAAAUUCUAAAGUUGCCACCCGGAGAUGCAAACAAAAGUUGCCAAUGCUUGGGCUCCGCUCCUUGCUCUACUUGUUUACGGAGGCGGGGCGGUACAUCUGGAUGUGGUGCCCAGCGACUUUCUUGACGGUGUGACGGACGCCAUUGUGAUGACGUGUCUCCCCGAUGGUACCGGGGUCAAGGCCAGACAGAUCCUGCUGAUGGAGAUCUCCAAGGACGCCGAGACGCCCAUCGUCAACAUCCAACCUCCGGACAAGCUGAACUACGCCCACGGCGACGGGGGGCUUUUCCAGGCUCAGGGUGCCAUCAACAACACUGACAUCGCAGAAAGUUACCUGACGCUGACCAUCAGGUACCCCAGCAGUGACAACGUGGGCAUCUACACCUGCGUCAUGUCCUACCUGGACGAGACAGGACUGCUCAAACAAGACCGGGACAUGGUCCGUCUCAGCCUCAAUGCCACUAACGGUGCCAGUCUGGACGACAAGGUCAGUAACCUCCAGAAGAGUGUGGACAACCUGUUGGAAAGGGUCAAGGCCGUCGAGCGGUCCAAUCAGCAGAUGCUUCUCUCCGUGAGGAACCAAUCAGAUCAGCUGGAGGCCGUCAAAGAGAAAAUGAGUUUAACUGCGGCAUUUUCUGCCACUUUGAGAGAAGAGAAAAACAUCGUCACUGGUGACACAAUUCUCUUCAAUGACGUCAUGUUGAACGAAGGUCAAGGCUACAACCAAAGUUCUGGCAUUUUCACAGCGCCGUCUGCUGGCCUGUAUGUCUUCCACGUGGUGCUAGAGAUUGGCUAUGGCGGCGCUGUUGGGGAGAUCCUCCUGAACGUUGCAGGCGCCAAUCUGGCGAAGAUGUACACACAGGAUAGGGACUUUGGCGACCAAGGCUCCAUCAGCGUCGUCGCUAGGCUGAAAAAGUCGGACGCGGUCAAGGUCGUUGUGAAUUUAGCAUCCGGAAGUAACCCAAAAGCGUUGUCUGAGAGACUGUGUGUCUUCUCUGGCAUUCUGGUCCGACCUUGAGAAAACUUGAUGGUCUGACCUUGAGAAAACUUGGUGGUCCGACCUUGAUGGUUUCAGCAACUCCUACUUUUCUCCCCUCUGAUACAUUUGUAGCCUCGGACUCUCGGCAUCGUCAACAGGAAACUGGUUGCCUUGUUCGUUCUCGUGGGUUAAAGGUCAAGUCCAGAGGUAGCUCACUUCCGGUUUUCUUCGAUAUUUUUGUAGCGCUAGUUCAAUAAUCAUGAUAUUAGGGAAUAUCAAAAUAUGUGUAGCGCUAGUUAAAUAAUCAUGAUAUUAGGGAAUAUCAAAAUAUGUGUAGUACUAAUUAAAUAAUCAUGACAUUGUGGAAUAUCAAAAUAUGUGUAGUACUAAUUAAAGUGCUUAUGUUUUUACCAAUGCCAAAAUUGAGUUACGUUUAAGCAAGAUUCAGUAACGCUCUCUCUAGGAACAAAGACCACCCUCUGGUUUAUUUUGCGAUGAUAAACUUUUGAUCAAUAAUGUCUUUUUUUUUAAUUAGAUGGUUUUUUUUUUUAAAUCAAAAGCCAUCUAAAUGUAAUAUAUAUUCUAAACAAUGCAAAUACUUUUCUAUUUUAAUAAAUUAUUUUUUCUAUAUAUGUUCAGUUUGCUAUGGCGGCACUGUCAGCUUUCUAGAGAUUAUGGCUCAAGGGGCGCUAGCUUACAGGGGUGGAUUUCCAAGGGGCGCCAGUUUACAGAAGUGGAGGCUCAAGGGGCGCUAGUUUACAGGGGUGAGGCUCAAGGGCGCUAGUUUACAGGGGUGGAUUUCCAAUGAGCGCUAGUUUACAGGGGUGGAGGCUCAAUGGGCGCUAGUUUACAGGGGUAAACCACUAAUCUCGGCUAUAGAUGUACAUGUAACAUUAUUAGGUUAUAUUUUACUUGCUUCAGUUAUCAUGAACACUGUUUAAAAUGUGUAAAUAGUUGCCUACAUGUUGAAAGUGUUGUGUAAAUAGCACACAUAUAUUUAAUGUCGUCCUCACUCACGAUAAAUAAAAUGUUUUUUUAAAACCAACCAA